This is a messenger RNA of Elephantulus edwardii (Cape elephant shrew), 633 nucleotides long. RefSeq names its product phospholipase A2, group IIF (gene PLA2G2F). The transcript is spliced from 5 exons. The coding region runs from base 1 to 633 and encodes 210 amino acids. Gene Ontology annotation, molecular function: calcium ion binding; phospholipid binding. Gene Ontology annotation, biological process: phospholipid metabolic process; lipid catabolic process; negative regulation of T cell proliferation. The record is from RefSeq and is a predicted model, not a curated record. NCBI's taxonomy places the organism in Eukaryota, Metazoa, Chordata, Mammalia, Macroscelidea, Macroscelididae.
AUGGCAGAUGGGGCGCAGGCCAACCACAAAGGGUUCAGGAAGAAGGUGCUGGUUAGACACCCCUCUGGGUGUGGGACCUCGUGCUUCAGGGCCUCUUCUGCUUGGAGAACAUGCAGGUCUGGUCUGGCUUUGAAGAAGUUCUUCAUCAUCGCCAUCUUGGCCAGUAGCAUUCUCCCCAUGACCCAGGGCGGCCUACUCAACCUCCAGGCCAUGGUGGAAGCCCUGACAGGGAGGAAUGCCAUCCGAGACUUCGUGGGCUACGGCUGCUACUGUGGGCCCGGGGGCCGAGGCCUGCCCAUGGAUGAGGUGGACUGGUGCUGCCAUGCCCAUGAUUGCUGCUACCAGAAGCUCUUUGACCUGGGAUGUCACCCCUACGUGGACCGUUACGAAUACACCAUCGAGAACAAUACAGUUUUCUGCAGCGAGCUCAACAAGACGGAGUGUGACAAGCAGACGUGCGAGUGUGACAAGGACGUCACUCUGUGCUUAAUGACACAUAAGUACAAUGAGAAGUACCGUGGCUACCUCAACAUCCGCUGCCGGGGCACCAUGCCAGACUGCAACAUCUACGAGCCGCUGCCCAAGGAGGUUGCCUGUGGCUACACUGCCCCAACACCCCCUACGCGUUCCUAG